Messenger RNA from Periophthalmus magnuspinnatus, 3795 nucleotides. RefSeq names its product polypyrimidine tract binding protein 1a (gene ptbp1a). The transcript has 16 exons. Gene Ontology annotation, cellular component: nucleus. Gene Ontology annotation, biological process: regulation of RNA splicing; mRNA processing; regulation of cell differentiation. Bases 99 to 1844 code for a protein of 581 amino acids. Lineage: Eukaryota; Metazoa; Chordata; Actinopteri; Gobiiformes; Gobiidae. Gene Ontology annotation, molecular function: mRNA binding. The record is from RefSeq and is a predicted model, not a curated record.
AAUCAGCGCUCGCCUCCGUGUGUUCAGCCAUUUUGUAAGAAAAUCAAGCAAGUGUGCCGCCCUACCUUCUCUUCAGACCUGCAGUUUUUUCUUGUGCAAUGGACGGCCGCCUAGACGCUGACCUGUACCCGCUGGGAUCCGGCUACGUCCCUGAAAUUGACAGUGUCCAUGACAUAUCAGUUGGCACGAAGAGGGGAUCCGACGAACUGUUUUCUUCCAGCGUAUCCAACGGGCCCUAUAUCAUGAACUCAGCCAAUGGCAACGACAGUAAGAAAUUCAAAGGUGAUGUGCGCAGCCCCGGUGUCCCAUCUCGUGUGGUGCACGUGCGCAAGCUGCCCAACGACAUCAACGAGGCCGAGGUCAUCAGCCUGGGACUGCCCUUUGGAAAAGUCACCAACCUGCUCAUGCUCAAGGGCAAAAACCAGGCCUUCCUCGAGCUGAAUAGUGAAGAUUGUGCCCAGACGAUGGUCAAUUACUACUCCUCUGUCACACCAGUCAUCAGAAAUCACCCAGUUUUCCUGCAGUACUCAACACACAAGGAGCUCAAGACCGACAACUCUCCCAACCAAGUGCGUGCCCAGGCAGCUCUGCAGGCAGUCAAUGCUUUACACGGAGGGGCUAUGGGGAGCAUGGCCAUCUCCACAGACACCAGCAGCCUCGGAGGUCCCACCAGUCAGAGCCCAGUGCUCCGAGUUAUCGUGGAGAACCUCUUCUACCCUGUCACUCUGGACGUCCUGCACCAGAUUUUCUCCAAGUUUGGCACUGUCCUGAAGAUCAUUACUUUUACCAAGAAUAACCAGUUCCAAGCUCUGAUCCAGUACGCUGAUGCUAUGACUGCCCAGCAUGCAAAACUGUCUCUAGAUGGACAGAACAUCUACAAUGCGUGCUGCACUCUCAGAAUCAGCUUCUCCAAACUCACCAGCCUCAAUGUGAAGUACAACAAUGACAAGAGCAGAGACUACACCCGCCCCGACCUGCCCAAUACAGAUGCUCAGCCCACUGUGGACCCCAUGACUGCCGCAGCCUUUGCUCCUGGCCUUAUCUCAGCCUCUCCAUAUGGGGGCGCUCAUGCAUUCCCUCCAACGUUUGCCAUUCAGCAGGCAGCAGAUAAUCGUUUUUGUUUGGUUCCAGGUCUCUCUAUGCCUGGUAUCCCCAGUGCCCUGGCCUCUCUGGGCGUGGGGCCCACAGGCAUGGCGGCCGCAGCCGCGGCUGCCACUCGCCUCGGCCUCACGGGGCUCACAGCUGCCGCCGGACACAACGUCCUAUUGGUCAGCAACCUCAACCCAGAGAGCGUUACGCCACACUGCCUCUUUAUUCUUUUCGGCGUGUACGGCGAUGUGAUGAGAGUCAAGAUCCUGUUUAAUAAAAAGGAGAACGCUCUGGUACAGAUGUCUGAUGGCACACAGGCUCAACUAGCCAUGAGCCACUUGAACGGCCAGCGUCUCCACGGGAGGGCCAUGCGCGUGACUCUGUCCAAACACACGACUGUGCAGCUGCCUCGAGAGGGCCACGAGGACCAGGGCCUCACCAAGGACUUCAGCAACUCCCCACUGCAUCGCUUCAAGAAGCCCGGCUCCAAGAACUACUCCAACAUCUUCCCCCCAUCGGCCACACUCCACCUCUCCAACAUCCCUCCUUCUGUGAUGGAGGAUGAUCUUAAGAGACUGUUUGCAAGUUCAGGAGCUACAGUCAAAGCUUUCAAAUUCUUUCAAAAAGACCGCAAAAUGGCUCUGAUUCAGAUGGGCUCGGUGGAGGAGGCCAUCGAGUGUCUGAUCGAGUUCCACAACCACGACCUGGGAGAGAACCACCACCUGCGUGUGUCCUUCUCCAAGUCCACCAUCUGAGUGCCUCCAUGGACCAGUGCACUGCUCCUCUACGGGCGUUCGUUGCAGGGUGUUGCUCACUUCAGCUCAUUUCAUUUUAGGUUUGGGUAGAAAAUCGGACCUACGCUGUGUUACUAACAGUAGCCCAAAGGAGACCAAAGUAUAGAUAUAACUUUUUAUUUGUUAGCAUCUUUUGUCUUUUUAAUACAAGUGCAUAGUAGUAUACAUCUGUAACGCAAAAUAGCCAACAUAGUAGCAUUGAAGUAAUCCUCGUUUUCCUUCCUGGAGUGUUUACAUGUUAAACGACGGCUUCUUUAAGAGGUCAUCUGAUUUCCAUAUUCUUUGUACUCAAACCUGUUGAACAUAUUUACCCGACGUGAGCAACAUUCUGCAUUGAAACCUGUUUGAGGCAGAGCUGAGGCUGAACUGUCACUUUAGACCAAAUCUGGAGAAAUCCGUAUCUGUGCUUACGUGGAUCAAAGCGUCCACCACACACUCGAGCAUUCCUUAGUUUCCAUGAUCUCUGUGCCUUCUUGAGACGCCACUGUCAGUCAUCUUGGCCAGUCACAAAUACUCACAAUAUUGUUUUGCCUUUGACCCCAAUCACCACCUAAGGAUCUUAUUUUAUUUACCUUAAUGUUUGGAGGGGUCGCUUAUAAUUUAGUGAUGACCCCCUGUCCAUUUCUGUGCCUUACUUUGCUCUGAGCAGACUGCCUUAAGCUCUCGCUCUAAGAUAUUUCAAUAUCUUCUCUUGCCUUUGGUUUACACCAGCAUUUUAACAAUGGGCAAAGUGGCUUACACAGACUUUUCUUUUUUCCUUUAAUCAUAAACUGUUAUUCUUAAGCAUGUAGCCCUUUAUAAGUAUGUAAAACUCAAUGUAAGCCAGUUAGAUGCAUAAUAUCCUUGUUAGUUGAUGUAGUGCUGUUAGUUUUGACAAAGGUGAAGUUGGAGCCAGCUCACCUGUCUCGUCCGUCACUGCUUUAACCCCUCGGAGUGGUGAUUUGGACUUUAUUUAAUCAUUAUAUGUUCAUCUAUAAUUUCACACCUAUAUAUUUGUGUAUUCUUUUUAAUAGCAUUUACAUGUUUAUCAUAAUUGAGCUGAAAAGGCUGGUGACGGAGUUAAAUUCUCAUUACAGUGCCUUGUACUGAGCUGUAAUUGGAGACUUGGCCUUGUGGGGGACUUGUACCUCGCCUUAAGCCCCAUUCAUUCAGGUCUUACCACAAGAGCAGCUCAGAGCCUGCAUUGUCGCUACAGUAAAGGCUGUCCUGGGCUUUUCCUUAAAUUCAGGAAGAAUGGGCCUCAUUCCCUGUCCAGUCUGACAAGUCAGAUCCUUAGUGCACUUUUACAUGGACUGGUCCACUCAAGUCAUCACUCAAGUCUUAACAUUGUCCUAUUCCACUGCAUUGGCCACUGUAAACACUAGAGCAGAUACAGAGGUUCUGUUUGUAAAGGCUGGUUUUACAUAGUACAGAGCCACAUGUAGCACACGGUUAUUGCUGUCCAGGACCAAAGUACAGUAUCGUCUGCCCUUUUGUGCUGUAAAAAUCACAUUCCCCACGUCUAACAAAUCACAGCUCUGACCCCUCGUCACAUGUCACGUGUCCUGUUAAUCAUCAGAUACUGUAUAUUAUUGUAGCCCUUGUUUGAUUCCUUUACACAGAGCCUACUUUUGUAGAAUGAUCCUUACUGAACGGCAGUCUGACCUGUGAUGUCGACCUGUAGAUUUAUGCCUUUGUUGUUCAAAGCUUUUAUUUUGCUCUCUUUUUAUAUGGGGGCGGGGUGGGGUAUUGUAUGAAGCGGGGUUGAUGGUUGUAAAUAUUCAUGUUUUUGUACCACAGAAUCAUUUGAUUAUAUCACUUUACGUUCAGAACAGAACAUGUAUAUUUUGAUACGACAUGACAGACAUAUAAAGCUCGUACGAGCUACAAAACCAACUUUUGUAACACAAAGUUAUUAAAAUAUCUGAACACA